AUGGCCGAUCUCACAUCAUCUCUGUCCAUGCUCACGGACAAUCCCGCCAUGGCGAUCGUGAACGAUCUUUACACCUCGUUCUCUGAGCGCCGGGCCCUGCUCAACCUGCCCAACCCCGGCACCGUGGAUAACAUCGCGCGCGAGGUGCAGAAGGAGGUUCUGCUGUCCAACUUCAUGUUCACAGGCCUCCGGGCAGACCUGACCAAGGUCUUCGGCAUGUCUCCUCUGUUCCGCGUGUCCCACGCCUUCUCAAUGGGCUCCUCAGGCAACCUGCCUCCGUACGCUUUCUCUUCCAUGUACGGUAGCCCCAAGGUCUUCAUGCAAGGCAACCUCGGAAGUGACGGUACCCUCUCCGCCGUCUACAACUGGCGCUGGACCCCGGCCCUCGUCACUAAGACCAACGCCCAAAUUAUGCCCGGUGCCACCCAGGGUCUCAUGCAGAUUGACAACGACUACACUGGCAAGGACUUCUCCGCAUCUCUCAAGGCUUUCAACCCGUCCUUCCUCGAGGGCGGCCUCACCGGUAUCUUCGUUGGUAGCUACCUCCAGUCCGUCACCCCCGGCCUCGCCCUUGGUUUCGAGGCUAUCUGGCAGCGUCAGGGUCUGAACACCCGCCCCGAGACUGCUCUGUCCUACUGCGCCAAGUACAAGGGUGAGGACUGGAUCGGUACCGCUCAGCUGCAGGCUCAGGGCACCUUCGCCGCCACCUACUGGCGCAAGCUGUCCGAGCGUGUUGAGGCUGGUGUUGACAUGAACCUCCAGUUCGCUCCCAACGCUGCUGCUAUGAUGAUGGGUGGUCCCAGCCGUGAGGGUACCACUGCCAUUGGUGCCAAGUACGACUUCCGUGCUUCUUCCUUCCGCGCCCAGGUUGACAGCGCUGGUAAGGUCAGCUGUCUUUUGGAGAAGCGCAUUGCCAUGCCCAUCUCCCUGACCUUUGCUGGUGAGAUUGACCAGGCUAAGCAAACGGCCAAGGUCGGCCUCGCCGUCUCCCUCGAGAUUGCCGGUGAGGAGCUCAUGGAGCAGCAGGAGAAGGCCGAUCCCAACAUGGUUCCUCCUCCCUUCUAA
This is a messenger RNA of Penicillium cataractarum, 1065 nucleotides long. RefSeq names its product TOM complex pore protein TOM40 (gene tom40). The record is from RefSeq and is a predicted model, not a curated record. Gene Ontology annotation, biological process: protein import into mitochondrial matrix. The transcript is spliced from 3 exons. Gene Ontology annotation, cellular component: mitochondrial outer membrane; mitochondrial outer membrane translocase complex. The coding region runs from base 1 to 1065 and encodes 354 amino acids. Gene Ontology annotation, molecular function: transmembrane protein transporter activity. NCBI's taxonomy places the organism in Eukaryota, Fungi, Ascomycota, Eurotiomycetes, Eurotiales, Aspergillaceae.